GACCCAAAAAAGAAGCAGCAACAUCGCUCGUACCGGACAGACCAGCAGCUUCCCUUUCCUAAUCGAGGUGAGUCUUCAUUCCAUCGCAUGUUUCAUCCUCCACCGACAAACAUACAUCCAAAAAGUUCUUGGCUAAGCACCAGCGACACCAGCGAUUACACCUCACGUCGAUUGGCUAUCGAAGGGGCAUCAUAAUCUCUUGAAGUAGAAGGAGUCGACCAACGAAACGGAGGAGUCGAGCGAUUGACGCAAUAUCACCAUGGGGGCUCCAACGUUUGUAUCCAUGAGUUCAUCUAGGCCUCCGCAGCCCCAACCUCACCGCGGUGCAGAAGCAAUGGGGAACAAUCACACUAGGAAAACCAAUGUACCGAUGCAGCGUGAUGCGGACCUACGGAAUUUGGAGGCAACGUACACAUCAUUGAUUCAGGAAUAUCUGCAAGUGAUGUGUUUGGACAAUGCCACGUUUUUGGCAGAAAGGAUGGUAGCAAGCUGCAAGACAACGAAUGCUUAUUAUCUGCUAGGUGUUUGCCAUUAUCGCUCUGGAGCACCACAGCGUGCCCUAAGUGUUCUUUCAAACAACAUUCACAAGUCGUCAAGCGGGGGUGCAUGCACAAAAUAUCACCAGUCCGCCACUGCGUAUCUCAUAGCCAAGUGCUGUUUUGAGCUCCAACAGUACAGCAGAGCCGAAGAUGAACUCUUAGAAACAGCACGUGUCGACUACAAGGAAUACAAGAACAUAAAUCGAAACCAAGGAAGUAAUUACAACAACAAAGACAGGAAUGGCAUCCUAUCUAUGGACGAAUGGUUGAUGGAGACUUCACCUUGUCCUAUUCCAAAUGGAGCCGCGGGGCUUUACCUGCUUGGAAAUAUUUGCAGGAGUUCAAACCGAAGACGCAGAGCUAUGGAAUACUAUCGCAUGUCGCUUCAGGUGUGUAUUUUUGUCGAUUUUAGUUUUUUUCGCACACUGCGAUUCCGAUGUAUUUCGUUUUGACUGACAAAUUCUUUGUUUCUUGUCGAUUGUCCGCCUUUUAAUUCUGGUCGAUUUGUUUCGCUCCCGUCAAAUUUUUGUCAAAAACAUAGCUCGAUCCGCUCAUGUGGGUGAGUUACGAGGCCUUGUGUGAAAUGGGAGCAGUCGAUAUCGAUCCAACAUCGGUGUUCGGAGUUCGACCGGCCGAAAUCGAUCAGCUGCAGAUCCAACAAAACAAACAGAACCAAGCAAAUGCCACCCGAGAAGAGACAAUGCCGCUUCAGGAGAAACCACUUCACAUGACACCUCACCAUCACUUCACUCCGCCUACAACGAUGGGAGGAACAGGUAUAGGAAACACGCGUACUAUGGAUGUAGUGGGUACUCCAACAUCUAUCGGACCGAAGGCUUCGCUUUUUCAGACAGCUCAAAAAUCUACCAGAAAACCAGGAACAGAUACAGGUGGAGGUGCCAUUCUUCCCAAUCAACUUCAAUUUGAUACGCCGAAUCUCACACCGAUCCCAAUGCAGCAUGAUGCGUCAUUUGCACAUCCCAAUUCAGCUAUUUCGAUGCAUAAAACUAGGGACUCUUUCAUGGCCGGAGGUUUCGUUGACUCACGUAAUCCGCACACUAUUCGACGAGCAAAACACGUAGCCGCACGGUUGUACUACCAACCUACACCAGAAACCCCCCCAUAUAACGGAUCCAAUAGAGAAGACGAGAGUAGAUACCACGGGAAAACAACAGUAGGACCAGGUGCUCCUUCAGCAAAUUGUCGAUAUUUGCGAGGAAAGUCAGCAUUGUGGUCGAUAGAAUCAACUAUUUCUGAAACACCCUUGCGGAGGGGGGCGGGGCGGCCCUCGGAUGUGUCUACUGCCCGAAGACCUCGGGCUUUAUUCUUAUCUGAAAGUAGGUCUGGAAGACACAAUUUACGCAACAGCAUCGGCAAUGGGGCUGAUUUAGACCAAGGCGACCAAUUGCACGCCGAAGACGAAGAGAACUUUCGUCGUCGUAACAUGAGCGGUCGGCCUCCAUUGUGUGAACAAGAGGAGGAAGAAAACGUCAUCAUGGAUAAUCAAAACCGAGGGGACGACUCCGAACAGAACAGCAUGAUGAUGAUGACAGAAGAGAGCGGAGGCCAAUCGUCUUCGUUUCCGUCAGAAAAUGAAAAGCCUACGACAGCAAUGGCCGCCGUUCACAUAGAAGAAGAUGAGAUGAUGGAAAAGCACGACGGCUCAAUCCAAAAUAUUCUUGAACUUUUUUGCUUGAUGGGUGCUGGUUAUUGGAGACUGUGUCAGGUAAGUACUAUAUCGCAACAUUUGAACAACUUGUAGUCAUGAUGGAUCCACGGUCACCUAACAUAUAUUUUACUUGAAAUGUCUAAACUGUACCUAGUUCCGAUGCCAAGAAGCAUUGCAGCUCUUUGGAGUUUUACCACAUGUACAUCACAAUACGGGUUGGGUUCUUCAUCAAGAAGGUCGUGCAUUCUUCGAAAUGGCGGAGUACCAGAACGCUCAGCGCUGUCUUGAAACGAUGCAGGGGGUCGAACCACAUCGCAUGAAGGGUCUCGAUCUUCUCUCUACUGUCCUUUGGCAAUUGAAGAAGGAAGUGGAGCUUGCUCAUUUGGCUCAGCAAGCUGUAGAUUUUGAUCGAUUGUCACCAGAAGCCUGGUGUGUGGUUGGAAACUGCUUUUCUUUGCAGAAGGAGCAUGAAACGGCCCUGGUCUUCUUUGGAAGAUCGUUACAAUUGGAUCCUUCGUUUACAUACACGCAUACUCUUUCGGGAUACGAGUACAUGGCGAAUGAAGAUUUUGAGAAGGCCAUGGCAUGUUUUCGAAACGGGAUUCGAUUGGAUGAACGCCAUUACAAUGCUUGGUAUGGGAUGGGAGCUAUAUAUCAUAGGCAAGAAAAGUAUGACCUCGCUGAAUAUCACUUUCAACGUGCUGUGAAGAUUAAUCCACAAAGCUCGGUAUUGCGUUGUAAUUUAGGUAUGUCUCAAUACUCUAAUGGCAAGCCACAUGAAGCUUUGGACACGUUGGCAGAGGCCUUCCGGUUGGAUCCUCACAACCCACAAGCUCGAUUCCAGCGGGCCACAAUUUAUGUUGCACAGAAUCGUCCUGAGGAGGCACUGAAGGAAUUAGAAAAGGUCAGGGAUGCUGCGCCAAGGGAGGCAACGGUACACUUUGCCAUGGGGAAGGUUCUUAAGCGUCUCGGAAGACCCGAACAAGCUAUGAGAUGCUUUUUAACUGCAUUGGAUCUAGAUCCCAAGGAUAACCAGCUGAUCAAAUCGGCUAUGGAUAAGUUGGAAGAGCCUGAUGUUGUAGAUGAGGAGGUAGCGGCUUUUUGAUUCAACUGAAACGAAGUUCAAAAUGAAAAAUCGAAACUUAAUAAUCUAACCUAUGGUUU
Pseudo-nitzschia multistriata is the source of this 3372-nucleotide messenger RNA. The record is from the annotation of a GenBank genome assembly. NCBI's taxonomy places the organism in Eukaryota, Bacillariophyta, Bacillariophyceae, Bacillariales, Bacillariaceae.